Messenger RNA from Gadus macrocephalus (Pacific cod), 2577 nucleotides. RefSeq names its product sphingosine 1-phosphate receptor 3. Gene Ontology annotation, cellular component: membrane. Gene Ontology annotation, molecular function: sphingosine-1-phosphate receptor activity. The record is from RefSeq and is a predicted model, not a curated record. Gene Ontology annotation, biological process: G protein-coupled receptor signaling pathway. NCBI's taxonomy places the organism in Eukaryota, Metazoa, Chordata, Actinopteri, Gadiformes, Gadidae. The transcript has 2 exons. Bases 380 to 1546 code for a protein of 388 amino acids.
CGUUAUGAUAGUUCAUUUCAGGACAUGCUAUCCAUAGACACAUUACUGACUUUGAUUCACGAUCUUUAGUUUUCACAGCCCUCCCAAUUUAGUUUGCAGCCUCCAGUAAAUUGAGGAAGGGGAGUGACUUGAAGAGAACCGCCGAAGAGAUACCCUGCCUAUAGAGCAAAGAGACCUGGACGGAGCGCUCUCUACUUUAAACCGGAGCUGGAAGAUGAUUGAAAUUAAGAAUACAAUUGCAUGGAUCAACUCUUUAGCAAAGCGUUGCAUAUUUUUUCCCAUCUCUUCAAACUGGAAUAGUUGUUGAAUAUCCCCGACAUCCUUAGACUUCCAAAAGAUUCCCUGCUGAAGUGCGCCCUCUAGCGGCCGCUCCGGGAACAUGAUCAACACUGAACUUUACCGACACUACAACUUCACCGGGAAACUCGACCACAGGCCCGCCAGCGGCGAGGGGACCAGCGGUGGCUCCGUGGACACCAAGACCUUGGUGUUCCUGGUCAUCUGCAGCUUCAUCGUGCUGGAGAACCUCGUGGUGCUCGUGGCCAUAGGGAGCAACAAGAGGUUCCACAAUCGGAUGUACUACUUCAUCGGUAACCUGGCGCUGUGCGACAUGCUCUCCGGGGUGGCGUAUCUCGUCAACCUGCUGCUCUCGGGGGACAAAACCCUGCAGCUGUCCCCGGCCCUCUGGUUCGUCCGGGAGGGGAGCAUGUUUGUGGCGCUCGGCGCUUCGAUCUUCAGCCUCCUGGCCAUCGCCAUCGAACGACACCUGACCAUGGUCAAGAUGAGACCUUACGACCGCAAGAAGAACUACAGGGUGUUCCUCCUCAUCGGCACCUGUUGGAUUAUUGCCCUGUCCCUGGGUGCGCUGCCAAUCAUGGGUUGGAACUGUCUGGGCGACCUGCCCGACUGCUCCACCGUGCUGCCGCUCUACUCCAAAAGGUACGUGGCGUUCUGCAUCAUCAUCUACAUGGUGCUGCUGCUGGCCAUCUCCGUGCUCUACGCCCGCAUCUACACGCUGGUCAAGUCCAGCAGCCAGAAGGUGAACAAGCAGCGGCAAUCGGAGCACGCCUUGUCCCUGCUGCGCACCGUGGUCAUCGUGGUGGGCGUGUUCAUCGCCUGCUGGACGCCCAUCUUCGUGCUGCUCCUGGUGGACGUGGCGUGCAAGCAGCGCCGCCGGUGCCCCGUCCUGUACAAGGCCGACUGGUUCAUCGCGCUGGCCGUGCUCAACUCGGCCGUGAACCCCGUGAUCUACACUCUGGCCAGCCGGGAGAUGCGCCGGGGCUUCCUGGGGCUGGUGUGCGGACCCUUCUGCAAGAUCCAGACCUCGGUGAACGGUAGCGGUGCCAGGCCGUCGCUGGAGCAGAGCCGCAGCAAGAGCAAGUCCUGGGGGAGCGGGAUCAACCAGAACCAGAACCAGAACCAGAUUCAGAACCAGAGCCAGAACCAGCCGCAUGGUUCCUCCAGGAAGGAGGGGGAGAGGGGGAACGAGGCGGGGUCGGGACCCGCUGCUCAGGACACGCUGGUGGGCCAAGCGUGUCCUGAUUAGGGUCAUGGGUAGGGGAGUCCCAGCAGUCUGAAGGAAGACGUGAGGGGUGUGAAAUGAGGGAAGCACGCAAUCUAGGAAGGGACAGAGGUAGUUGAAGUUGAAGUCCCCCCCACACCCAUGGUCCCUACGUGGUACUGAUUUAAGAGUGUUGCUCAUGUCAGCACACUCAGUCAGUAUCAUAUAUUUACCUUCACAUCAAGCUUUUCAUGGCUGCUGCUUCAAUAUAAGCUUUGUAACUGCAUUAAGGAUAACGACAGAAUCAGUACAAUUCAAAGAGCUAUAUUUAAGAAACUGCAGUAAUGCAUGAUGCUAUAUAUUGGUCAGAAUUACAGCCAUUGGAAACCUAUUUAUUAGUAUUCAGGUUGAUGAUGAUUCAAUUUAUUUUGACAUAAUAAUGCAGCAGCCUAAUUGCACAAUUUAUAGAUUAAAGCCAGCAUGGUCUGUGUGUGUUAUGUAAAAAACAGACACACUUUGUUUUUAAAGUAAAUGCUACAUAAUUCUGUUUAUCGAAGAGUUUUUUUGGACCGUGUACUGUCCGAUGGACCAAAGUCAUAUUUGUAAGGAAGUACUCCUGCAAAGCGUUAGAAGGGGAAGAGCCCCAUCUGGUGGUCAAUAGUAAAAGUUGGAGAAUGCUUUUUUUUUGUUUCCAAUUAACUGCAUGUUAAUAAUUCGUUUUUUUUCUCAAUCGCUUUCGUUCAAUUCUUGAAUGAGAAUUAUGUUUGUCAAUACAAAACCUUCAAAUCGCUGAACAAAAUAUAGUCUCUUGUUCACACCAGAUUUUUUUUAUUAUUCAUUUAAGUAAAUUGCACAUAUGUUGGUACAAUUGCAUACGAUUUGCACAAUAACUACAUGCACAUGGCUUGCUGAUGGGAUGAAUGCAUUGAAAAGUUGGUUUUCAGUGUCAGUGUCAUACUCUUCACGACUUCUAUUCCUUUCUUCAGUAUGUGAGCCAUGACAUGCAAAAUGAUCCAUUCAAUUGUCGAAAACCUGUCAGACAUGCAUGUAUAUUCCAUAAAUAUCUUUGCCAUGGA